Molecule: messenger RNA, 943 nt
Organism: Ruditapes philippinarum (Manila clam)
Lineage: Eukaryota; Metazoa; Mollusca; Bivalvia; Venerida; Veneridae
Exons: 3
Coding region: 55-873 (272 amino acids)
Molecular function (GO): protein binding
Source: RefSeq, a predicted model, not a curated record
UAAUGCGUCACGUUCAUUUUUCUUUUCAUUCCUAAAUUGUGUUAACUUUUCGAGAUGAUGAUUUCUUACAUAUUGUGCAUAUGUUUUAUAUCACUAACUGUAUUUGGAGAAGAAUUACACGAACAUCAUAAUCUUCAGUUAAUUUUGAAAGAAAUGGAUUUGAUGAAAAAAAUGCUCCAACAUAAUAGCGAAAAGUUGAUAGAGAUCGAUUAUCUGAGGGAACGUACACUGGUAUUGGAAAAUGAGGUUGAGGGAUUAAAACAUGAAAAUCACAAUCUUAAUCAAAAGGUUAAAACGCUGGAAAGACAAUGUGCGCAGCGCCCCGUAGAGGAUGUCAAUGAAACAGAAAAAUCUGACACGACAAACAUUCAAAAGUAUGCUUACGAACAGACAUUUGAACUAAAGAAACGGACUUCUCAUUUUAAUCGUCAGAGAAGUAUGAUAUCAGGACAAACAUCUCUUCAAGCAAACAUUGCGUUUACUGCAGGAGUGUCGGUUGAAAACCUACAUAAUUUAGGUCAUUAUCAAACUAUCAUUUUUGAUCAGGUCAUCACAAACAUUGGCAAUGCGUACCAUGAACAUACUGGGAUUUUUACUGUCCCGGUUAAAGGCGCUUAUGUUAUAACAUUAACAAUGACAGUGGAACCUAACAAAGUUCAAUGGCUGGAUUUAGUGGUUGACGGUGUCUACAUUAACUAUAUAUCUGCUGGACUAGGAAGCACUGAUAAUUAUGCAUCUACAACCAAGCAAUGGAUUCUAGAACUAGACACUGGGUCCGAAGUGUGGUUCAGGAAGACGAGUGAUAACAACGAUCAGGAUCUCCAUGGAAAUAUGAAUACCAUCAUGUCCGGAUUCCUUUUAUUUCAAACAUAAAAUUUUUUUGAACUAAAAUGAUUAAAUUAAGAGUCAAUUUUUAUGAUAAAGGAACAUAUAUAUCUCUCAA